Tripterygium wilfordii is the source of this 2858-nucleotide messenger RNA. RefSeq lists its product as uncharacterized. The record is from RefSeq and is a predicted model, not a curated record. The transcript is spliced from 10 exons. NCBI's taxonomy places the organism in Eukaryota, Viridiplantae, Streptophyta, Magnoliopsida, Celastrales, Celastraceae. Bases 279 to 2396 code for a protein of 705 amino acids.
CGAAUUCUGCCUUCAUAUUAUUUUCCUCAUUACAAUUCGCUCCUCCUCGGACUGGAAGAAAACUCUCAUACACUUCCCCUCUCUACUUAUCGGCCGAUCUCUUUCUCAUAUUUUCUCACCGAUUUUCGCUCCCGCCAAACGAACCCCAAUCUCUCCCUCCGCAACUCUGAAAUCUCUUGAUCGCUGUAGAUUCCUUCUCUCCGUUCACCGAUCUCUUUCGCACUACGUGACUGCGGCAGCUGGUGGGCCAGUUCAUAGUUGGCUUUCUGCAUGUAUAAAUGUCAAUUGCAAUACUCAAAGCCCCAAACGCUACUGAUGUGAUGAGGUCAGAGGAGGGAAAUGAUUCCCUAGACACUUUUAUCAGACAAGCGGUUGGAAAGGAACCUUUUCUUUCUUUCUCAAGGGCUGGAGACAGCCCGGUCCAGUUGAUCCAAUUACUCCAUGCCAUAGAUCAGCAAGAGUUACCUGGUUGGCCUUUGCUUGCCCCUUUGAAGAUUCAGAUGCAGAAGUGUGACAAGUGCUCUCGAGAAUUUUGUUCACCAAUUAACUAUAGGAGACAUAUACGUGUGCAUCAUCGGUUGAAAAAGCUUGAUAAGGAUUCUGCCAAAAAUAGGGAUCUAUUGAGAGCAUUUUGGGAUAAGCUUUCUUUGGAUGAGGCAAAGGAAAUUGUAUCUUUUAAGAAUGUGGCAUUGGAGGAAGUUCCUGGGUCAUUUAUUAUUAAAUCGUUGACGACACUGAUAAAGAAACCGGGAUUCUCUUCUCUGCCACAAGUUUGUUUGAGGGCCGGAACUGCUCUUUUGGAUAUUAUCCAAGCUAGACCUUCCAGGUUUCCUUUGACUUCACAGGAGCUAUUCAGUAUACUUGAUGAUGCCAGUGAAAAUACUUUUUUAUGCGGGACUGCUGUAUUAAUGCAAAGAUAUAUUUUUGAUGGAGAAGCUGGAAACAUUGCUCUUGAACCAAAGAACUUAGUUGCUUGCACCAGCUUUUUGGUGGAGCAGAAAUUGGUAAGGGCGUGGCUUGCUGACAAGGAUGCUGAAGCUUUAAGGUGCCAGAAAUUACUUGUGGAGGAGGAAGAAGCGGCUCAAAGAAGGCAAGCUGAGAUUUUGGAAAGGAAAAGGCAGAAAAAGCUUAGGCAGAAGGAACAGAAAGCAAAGGAGCAAAGACUAGAGGAGAAUGGGGAUGAGGAGAGUAUUGACAAUACGCAUAAGGCCGAGCCUCAAGCAGAAACAUGCAGUUCUUUGGCUGCAUCUGAUUCUGAUACUCAGAACCCAGAUUCAGUGCCAUAUAACAUUCCUUCCUCUCCUGAACCUUCCACAAAUACAACCACAUAUGAAGAUAUCGAGCAUGAGACGGUUGGAUAUGAUAUCUUAGUUACUGGUCAGAAUGUUGAAAGAAGGAUGAGGCAAGGUAGUGGUCCUAGACAUAUGGUAUUUUCUCGUUGGCUGGUCCCACAAAAAUCUCAAAGGGGUCAUGUGCCCUGUGGUUUCCAUGUGAGUCAGAACUCUCAUACGCAAAAGCCUGGGGCCAUGCAGAAGCAUGGAACUCAAAGGGAUUCAAGGGCUGCUCCAAUUUUCUGUCGCAAUAAAGUUUGGAGCCGAAAGCCUAAACGAGAAAAUGAAGGUGAAACUUUGAAUAGAGUACAAAAAGAAGUGACAAAUAUGUCAGACCAGAAUAGAAACCAUGAAGUGUUGAUUGGCUCCAUAUCAGUCACCCUUGGAAAUUGUAGCCAUAACGAGGAUAAUAGUGCAGUUGAAGUUUUAGAUUGCCUUAGAGAUGAUCAAAUGCAAAAGAAGAGCAAUGUUCAAGAGAUGCCAGCUAAACCUGAAUCUGCUCAAGGUAGUACAAAUAGGUCAGCGGUGAAGCUUUGGAGGCCUGUCAGCCGAAAUGGAACUAAAUGUGCCAUUCUAGUAGAAAAUCAUGGAAGAGAAUCCGAAGCAGAUACCCUUGCUGAAAAGGUUGAGACUCAGUCAUUGUCUACUGUGGACUGUCUAAGAUCAAGUGUCAUGGAUGACGGUAUUGCUGAAAUAGGGAGCGGUUCUGCCCCACAAGGGGGAGGUUUGUUUUCAGGAAGCUUGCAGUUCUCAAGUCAGGAUGCAAAAGAUUUUCUUGCAAAGAGGUGGAAAGAGGUUAUCGCUGCUGAGCAUGUGAAAUUGGUACUACAUCCUGAUUUUGGGCCUUCAGGAUGUACCGAGGUUCAACAUCAGUGUGAGGUACCAGUGUCCCAAUCAUCAGAUCUUCACAGACACAGUGUUCUUGGCAAUAUAGAGAGCGGUUUUGUUAAUGGCGGGGCUCUUGAUUCUUCUGGUGGAGAGCCUACAAAAAUCAAAUCCAGAACAAAGCUUGGAAAGGGUCCGAAGAUAAAGUAUAUUCCAAAACAGAGAAUUAUCGCCAAAUAAGAACGCAAUAAAGAUGGAUUGAUUUGAUUAUACAAUGUGCACAGUUUGACGGUCUUAUAUUCUCAGCAGAGGUUCCAGUUUUACCCCGUGGGUCUUCUGUCAGAAAUUUGAAGAAAAGUUUUGCCAGAUUUUUUUCCUCUCAAAAUUCUGCCCUUUGUAAUUGUGUCAUAGAAGAUUGAUCAUUGAAGUUUUUUUUUUUUUUUUUUGGCUUAUUUUUCUUAAUUUUAUGUAGUAGAAUUGGUUUUUCAGAUUUUCCCAUAGUCUCUUUUUAUGUUAUUCAUUUUCAUUGGUAGAUUCAUGUAAUGCCAAGCUUUCAUCCAAGCUUGUUAGGCCAUGACUACGAGAGAAUCCUAGUACAGUCCAGAAUCCUGGUACAGUUUGCUGCCUAGCAAGUCUUUUUUUGGGGCUGUUUUUAUGUAUAAGUUGCUCAGGUGAUGAAAUAUCGAUCUUGGGUUUUCUUUC